CUCCCGACAGCCCCCUCCAAGCCCCUCUAGCCACCGACUCAUUUCUUUGAGAAAAUUGGUGACCAAGCUUGGGAUUUUCUCCUUCUUUUCUUGAUAAGUAACAAGAUUUGGAGCUUAGAAUAUUCCCUCUCAACCCAGAAAUCCCGGAUCUGCUCUGCUUCUUCCUCCCUUGUCCGUCGGGUUCUGCUGGGUUUGAAUCCUUCGGCUUUUUCUGGUAAGAAGCAGCCUUGAAUUCAUCCUUUCUCUCUUCAUUUGGCUUGGGUUACUCUAAUUUUGUUAUUGGUUCUUGAAUUUCUGGAUUGUGCCGUGAGUUUCCCCCCUGGAUCCCGUCGGCUUCCUCACCAGCCAAGCUCGGGUUCUGCUGGCUGGAAUUCUGGAAUAAUCCCGUGACUUAGCCAUUGUUGGCCAAAGCCGUGGGUCUCCAUUGCUUGUCCGGGAAAUUGGAAUGAAUUUUGGUAGCUUAAAGCUAUGUUUUAAGUGUGGUUUAAGUAGAAAAUUAGCUUGUUAUGAUUGUUGUGAGAUUUUGGAGAGAAACCCCGUGAAUUAGCUAUGUUUUGCCAAUUUUGGAAGUUGAAGUUACUGUUCACGGGGUACUGUUCAUAGGCACUGUUCACACACCGAGGGUCAAUAAUUAACGGGGAUUUAAACGAUUAGUUUGUGAUAUAAGAAUGAAUUUGGAGAUGUCCGAUUAUGUGAAGAUUGAUAGAAAUAGCACUGUGACUAGGGGUUUUGAUCGUUCCGUCACCGUAGCACUUGGGUUAGCCUUCUGUUCUGUGUGAGUGAGAGUUUGCAAAUUCUGAGUUUUCUGAUAAAUCCAUGGCCACAUGGAAUUUUCUGGUUAUUUUUGAAAUUCGAGAUUGAUUGUGAAAUUCGGGUUUUUCUGUAAACUCUGCAUGGUUUUGUCUCGGAUAUAGUCAUGAUUACUGAUUACUGUGCCCGCUAGUGGGAGGUUUAUAAACGCUAGCACAUGUC
Messenger RNA from Rubroshorea leprosula, 972 nucleotides. Lineage: Eukaryota; Viridiplantae; Streptophyta; Magnoliopsida; Malvales; Dipterocarpaceae. The record is from the annotation of a GenBank genome assembly.